Messenger RNA from Pieris macdunnoughi, 1209 nucleotides. The record is from the annotation of a GenBank genome assembly. Lineage: Eukaryota; Metazoa; Arthropoda; Insecta; Lepidoptera; Pieridae.
AUGAUUGUCGAAAUACAAGAGGAGGUUAGAGGAAAGAGGCCUUUUAAGAUAUGGGACAGCUCCCGAAAUGUAAGGAAGGGGCUGGUCGUAACAAGUUUUGAAGAAUUAAUACACAGAGGAAAGGAAAAGCUCUCGGUAGCAGCGGGUGAGCCGGUGCGGCUAGUGUUGGAGAGCGACGGGACGCAGGUUGAGGACGGAGACUACUGGCGAACCCUUCCUCCUAAUACUGUGCUGCUUCUUCUACGGCCCGGCGAGCGCUGGUAUCCCACUGGUGUCGACGUUAUUAAGGCUGCCAUAUCUGCAAUACCGAAAAUAGUAUGCGAGACGAUCCACGCGCUCGAGUUACACGAUGAGACCCCUUCAUGGAAAAUCAUGGACAACAAAGGGCGCGUCACCGUCGUGCUGCACUGGGACCAGCGGCCGCAGGCAUCGCCGGCCGCGCGUUCACCCAGCCGUCAGGUUAAGCCUGACAGGCGUCCUUCGCUCGUUAUCCAGACGUCUGUGGAUCGACCGCAGCCGCCUCCACCCCACAUAACCGUGGUUAAUCAUGACGAGCCAGGGCCGGCGAGACCGCGUCUGGCACGCGCAGGUUCCUCCCUCGACCAUCAUGUACACACGGCCGAGUGCCGGGCUGCCCCACCGGCACACGCUCCGCGGCCUGCCGCCGACGAGUGCGACUUCCAUUGCUGCGCGCUGCACGAGGAGGGCCGCCGUAUCGCGGUGCACAAAAGUGUCGCCACCUCGCCCAUCCAGGACGCUCAGCCGCGUGCCUCGCCGCAGGGCCGACCCAAAGGUCACGUGCGCUUUUUAGACGCAGAAUCGGCUCGCCGCGGCGAUCGGGACUCAUCCGAGAGCGAGACAGAAAACACUCUCGUCGAGGACGAGGCCGUCACGUCCGAGAAAUUUCUGCUCCUUAUAGACCAGCUGAGCGUCGACCAGAAGCGGCACCUGACGAUCAAAGAUAUAGGUAUCAUUUUAGAGCGGCUCAGCUCAAAAAUUUUAGACGUGGAGCGGUUAGACAGGGAAUCAGAGUCCGACGACUGCUACAAUUGGACGAUCAAAGCGACGAUAAGAGGGGACGCGCUGCGCGAGCUCGGUGUUAUUUAUAACGGUAAUUACUACGCGAUUAGCGAGCACCCCGGUUAUCGGGAGGAGAACGAGGAAGCGGGAGACGAGGGUGAAGAAGAAGAAGAAGAAGAUCGACUCUGA